Molecule: messenger RNA, 1328 nt
Organism: Erigeron canadensis
Lineage: Eukaryota; Viridiplantae; Streptophyta; Magnoliopsida; Asterales; Asteraceae
Exons: 2
Coding region: 617-1087 (156 amino acids)
Source: RefSeq, a predicted model, not a curated record
UUAGGACUAAGAUUUGGACCGUCCAAUCACAUCUUACGUUCAGAUCAGAAUGAAAAACAUGGAAGGGUAAAAACGUAAUAUUCUAACCCUUCUUCUUCACAAAGACAUUUUCUGACACACCAAUUGUAUAAAUGCAUCAACUCCACCACUUCCACCAUCGAAAACCACCGUCACCGCCAUAGUAUGAUUAUACUUCACCAGUAUCAUCAGCUCUUUAGUUAAACGCCACCGUUAACUUCACCGUCACUUCCACCACGUAACAGCCAAUGUAUUCUUAUUAAUAGAUGAAGAAACGUGAUUUCAACACUACUCCGACAGUUAUUCUAGGUAAAAUAUAUAAAAGGUGUACCAGCUUCUGCUGCAAAGAACAGUGCAAACCCACAGACGUGUCAUCUUCAAAAGCCGCAACUUUAUCAUAUACUAGAUGUGUCGCAGAAGAUGAAAUUAGAGCAGUUCUACUACAUAGAAAACCUUUCACCACUCAUGAUCUUGUAGCAAACUUUAAAUAGUGUGACCCAUACAGAACCAGAUAAGAAGUGGAAAUGGAUGAUUGGCUAUUCCGGACCCAUGUAGGGAUUGACCUAGAUGCCCAUAUUAUAAAAUACAUGAGCUCGGAAUGGAAAUGUGCUCUGAAGCACUUGAAGAAACCAUCACUAGUGAAGAAGCUCAUAUUCUCUUUGAUAAGGCUGCUUCAAAGUUUCACAAAGUUGCAGCCUUGGCUUUUUUUAAUUGGGGAAACGUUCAUAUGUGUGCUGCCCGUAAACGUAUCCCUAUAGAUGACUCCGGUGACAAAGCCAUGGUGGCAACUCGGUUUCAAGGAGCAUAUGAGUGGGUGAUGAAUCAUCAGAAUCGUGUAGAUGGAUUGGAAAUGACGUUGGAUAGUGAUGAUGAAGUCAUAGUGGAGAUUCCUCGUGGUGAAGCUGACUGCAAAAACUCCAUUAUUUCUAGCAAUCACCAAAAUAUUAAUACAGAGGAGGAUUUUUUUAUUUACAUGAUCAUGACCUACAUGAUUCAGGUCUCAGAUCACGGAACAAAAAGCACCCGUAUUUACGUCACAAUCGCAUCAGAAGGUCGAGGACGACACUAGCAAGCUGAAAACAAUAUGUAGCAUUACUGAACCAGUAAUUUCUAGCAAUAACGAGCCCAAAAAUAUUGAUAAAGUAAGUUUAACUGCUUCUCCUGUAACACCUUUAUUGACAUCACCAGUAGGGAAAGAAAAUGAUAAUGACGAUGAUGAUGAUGAGGAGGAGGAGGAUGAGAUUGUUUAUUCUCAUGUACGUAAAAGACAUAAGAUAAUCAAGGUUAUGGUAAUUAUCGUGUUUUAUUUA